This is a messenger RNA of Coccinella septempunctata (seven-spotted ladybird), 1580 nucleotides long. It is a transcript of the gene Ccz1, whose product is annotated as vacuolar fusion protein CCZ1 homolog. Gene Ontology annotation, biological process: vesicle-mediated transport. The record is from RefSeq and is a predicted model, not a curated record. NCBI's taxonomy places the organism in Eukaryota, Metazoa, Arthropoda, Insecta, Coleoptera, Coccinellidae. Bases 115 to 1512 code for a protein of 465 amino acids. The transcript has 8 exons. Gene Ontology annotation, cellular component: intracellular membrane-bounded organelle; Mon1-Ccz1 complex.
UCAAAAAUAAAAUAUAAAAUAUGUCAUUUGAAUAAAGAAUUGUUUUUUCAGAAACUUACUCACAGAUUACUUACAGUGAUCUGUGCUUUACUUUGUUGUUGUAUUUUUCUCAACAUGAGUUCGAAGACUGAAACUAGCCUAAGGAAUUUUUUCAUUUACAAUCCUACUUACAGCAAUAAGGAAGGGGAGGAACUGAAAAAAAUUCUAUACUACCAUCCUGUCACCGAUCAUUGUGAAGUUCAGAUAAAGAAUAUAGGACUGGUUGAAGGAAUACUCAACUUUACAGGCACUUUCAAAGUGAAUUCAGAUUUGACUAGUUUGCAUACCCAAAAAACAAGGCAGUUGAUUCUUGAAGUGGAAAAAGAUUUUUGGAUGGUUAUGAUUUUGGAGGUACCAACCAUAACUAAAUCAAAAGAUGGCACUAUGAUUUGUGAAUAUAUGGAAGAGGAAAUACAAGAUAAGGUUUACGAAUCUAUUUUGAGGCACGCAUAUGCUAUGUAUAGAUUAUUCUGGAAUACUUUUCAACACACAAUACAUCAUGAUGGUAUAGAGGUUCUUAAAACAAGACUUUCAAAUUUUUAUUCAGCAUAUUUCAAAAACAUGAAACUGGCGCAUGCUGAUAUCCUCAAUGUUUUUUGUGGAAUACAAUACCUACCCUUAGAUAAGCUGACGUUCCUCAAGGUUCAGUGUUUGAUAAAUGCUCUUGAAUGUGACUUUCCAAUUGUUGAACAUUCUGCAUUUUUAUACAAUGAUCAUUUGAUUUGGAGUGGCCUGGAACCUAGUGAUAUGCAAACCUUAUACCAGUAUUUAAUACGUACAUUAUUACCAGCUAGUUUAGAAGUGGAAUUACAGGGUGGUUCUAUGCCAAGGAAUUCAAAUUCGCCAUUUUCUAAGCUGAGACAUGGAAGAUUUGUGACAGGUCCAACAAAUUUGAAAAACGCAAAGACUACAGGGAAAAUUCCAAAAAUAUAUACUUUCUCUGGAUCUACUGCUGCUUACAAUUUAGUGGUUUAUAGAGCUUUGAGUGCUUCAUUGUGUCUUUUCAUAAGAGUGGAGAAAGAUCUCACUUUGGACUUUUUUAAAAACUUUGAUAGUUAUAUAAGUUCCAAAUUGACUUCGCUUGUGUCAGAAAUCGCUGAAUACUGUUCUAAGCAAGUAACAACUCCAUCAAACAUUCCUGAUAAUGCCCCAAAGUUCAUAUAUUUCAACAAAUUCAAUCUAGCAUAUAAAAGUACCGUUCAUCUAGAUAACAAGCAGUCCGGAAAUGUUACUAUCAGCGAUGAGCAGCUCAAGAUAAUAGCGGAUAUGAAUACUUUUAACCCAUCAACUGAGGAUUCUACCGAAACUGUGAUCAAAACUUUGAAUGAUUAUUGGGUAGUGGCAAAGACUUCGAAUCAUAGGGAGUUCUAUGUAGUAGAACAGCAGAAAAAUGCACAUCUUAUCGAUAUCAGUAAUGAUAUAAAAAGUCUUUGCGAGUCAGAAUUGAAGGGGAUUUUUUUCCAGCCUCUUUAGUGAUAGAGGAAUUGUAUUGGCAGGAAUCAAUCAUUUGUAAAUAAAUGAAAUAAUAAGUACUAAACAAA